Penicillium hordei is the source of this 234-nucleotide messenger RNA. RefSeq lists its product as uncharacterized. The transcript is spliced from 3 exons. Lineage: Eukaryota; Fungi; Ascomycota; Eurotiomycetes; Eurotiales; Aspergillaceae. Gene Ontology annotation, cellular component: nucleoplasm; kinetochore. The record is from RefSeq and is a predicted model, not a curated record. The coding region runs from base 1 to 234 and encodes 77 amino acids. Gene Ontology annotation, molecular function: protein heterodimerization activity. Gene Ontology annotation, biological process: chromosome segregation; kinetochore assembly; mitotic cell cycle.
AUGGCGGCAGUUCAGAAACUAUAUCCACGAGGAACAGUCAAGCGCAUUGUCAAAGCCCACUCCAAUCGGAGCGUGAGCAAGAAUGCCGAUAUCCUGAUCUUUUUGGAUUACAUGUUAUUCAUGCAAGAGUUAAUGCGCGAAGCAUCGAUUCGGUCGCGCAAGUCUGGCGAGAAGAACAUCUCAGCGAAUACUGUGCGCAAAGUUACCGAGGUGCGUUGUUUGAGGUCGAUCUAA